Molecule: messenger RNA, 2112 nt
Organism: Castor canadensis (American beaver)
Lineage: Eukaryota; Metazoa; Chordata; Mammalia; Rodentia; Castoridae
Gene: C14H19orf44
Product: chromosome 14 C19orf44 homolog
Source: RefSeq, a predicted model, not a curated record
GCAACGGUACCCUAGGGCCUGGGUGCUUGGCGGGAGCUUCGCGGAGGCUUCCGUGGAUGGACAGCGUGACAACGGGACCGAGAGGCUGCCGGCAACGACUAGCAUGGCUUCCACGAGAAAACUCCGCCACCCCACAUGUGACAUUUCUGACUUUAGUGACCUCUCCCUGCAAGAUUCAAAGAUGGACAUCUUUAGAGACCUGGGUAUCCAUGCCAGUCUUGCCCACGUGGCACCCAGUCACAGCAGGUUCCUCAAAAGGAGCCAAAUGAUGGGUGAGACACGGGUGAUCUCCAAAGAGGAUGCUGACCCCAGGAGGGGACCCAGGGCCAGCACUGCCUCGAACCUCAGGGCCAGUGCAGCUCUCACGAGGCUGGCCCACAUGGAGACCAAGAUCCUGGGGCGCAAGAGGGUGCCUGCCACUUGGUCUGACUCGGAGUCUGACCCCAAGACCCCUAGUGAGGGUCGUCACAAGACAGGUAACCAAACGGUCCCCAAGAGAUCCACCAGCCUUUCUGCACAGCAGACAGACACAACCUUCCAGAAGCAAGUCCAGGACACAAGCCCCACGGUCCAGAGUCGAGGGCCAAGUGAGAAAGGGAGCAGGUUUCUAAAGAAGAGAGUGCCACCCACUCCGAACAUGUCCCCCGACGCCCACGAGAAAGAGAGGACUGUCCCGGUGCCCAGACCAAACGAACCGACCAGAAAAAUGCAUUUGCCAGGCAGCGAUGAAGAGGAAGUGAAAGGGAUGCUAGGAAGCUUGAUGGAGUCUCCUAGAGAAAAAGAGACAUGCCCAAAUCAGGGGCUCCCCAAAACUACGGUCAGCAAGAAAGAACUUGGGAAACCAUUGUUGAACCAGCUCCAGACCCAGCCGGGAGUCCUCUCUCUGCCCCGUGCAGAAUAUUCCAGCUCCCAGCCUUCCCCGCCGUCACGCCCGCCAACCUCACGGUCACCCCUCGGGACCCUUCGCAGCCUUCGCUCAAGACCUCGCUCUGCACAGACCCCGGUCUCCGGGGACCCAGCCUCCCGCACAUCCUCGCUCUCCAUAUCAGGCGCCUUUUCCAAAUCAGCAUCCUCAAAACUCGUGUCCUCUCCCAGGAGGAGUGAGGCCGGGCCUUGGGGUGAGCUGGUCUCAGAAGACACCAACGACAGCCUGAACGAUUUUAGGGUCAACAUCUUGUCGCUUGAUGAUCUGUCUCCUGUUACCAGCAAGAAAUCAGAGUUGGAUCAAAAAGAAGACACUGGCAGAGAAAGACUGUCAGGCAAAGCUGAGUCACCUGGAGGCCUGGAGGCACCAAGACGUGAGCAGCCCAGGGGCUCAGCCUUUCAGGGAGGGGCCGCCUCUGUGGCUUCGGAUGACAGCGACGUCUCGGAGUGCCUGGGAGCCAGCUCGGCCUGCCCGGCCCAGGAGGGCAGUGUGUCCAGCUCAAGGCCACUAUCGGAAACCCCGAUGGCGACCACAAUGAGUGUGGCUUACUCGGAGGACUUUGAGUGCCCUGCAAGUGCCACGACCUCUGACCCGAUGGCCCCCUCCACAGAGGCCCCCGACAGGACGCUGGACGCUCUGUCCGAGUUCUCUUCCAGUCUCACCACCGACCUCUCCAAGUCACCUCGGAAGAGGUGGCGCAGGGACGUGACAAGAGUGCUUGUGAAGGAGAUGGCUGUGCAGACCCUCGAGCCUGCCUUCGCCUACCGGUGGGCCAGGGCGGCUGGCGUGGCGGCCAUCGGACCUGGCCUGGGAGGAGCCUACGUAGAUCCAGUGCCCAUUGCCAGUCAUGUGGUCAGCGCCGACGCGGUGGAAGCCCUGACAGCGUACAGCCCGGCCGCGCUGGCUCUGCACGACAUGCUGAAGCAGCAGCUAAGCCUGACGCAGCAGUUCAUCGAGGCCAGCCGCCACCUGCACGUGUCGCUCCUGCAGUCCCUGGACGGGGACUCCUUCCACUACCACACCCUGGAGGAAACUAAAGAGUACAUUAGGUGCCACAGGCCCAGGCCGCUGACUCUGGAGGACGCCCUGCAGAAGGUGAAGGAGGAGCUGUGAGCAUCUGAGGUGACAGACAGGUCCCAGGAGCCACGAGGGACAGCGUGACCGCAGCCUCAAGGACCUACCACCUG